AUGAUAGAUAAACAUACAUGGACCGAUGAGCAAACAAAAUUCUUUUGGCACACUUGUAUUGAAAAAGUACAAAGUGUGGGUAGAAAAGGUUUGUGUUUGCACAAACAUUCAUGGAACAAAUUAGAAACAACCAUUAAGGAAAAGUUUGGUGUGGAUUUGAGUCAAAGACAAUUGAAAAACGCCUAUGACAACCUUAAAUCCAAAUACACAGGAUGGUUAUACUUGAAAAACAAAACUAACAACCUUUACAAUCCUCAAACAAACACUUUUAACUUAACAAAUGAGGAGUGGAAGGACUUUGAAAAGGGACAUCUGAAAGCCGCUUCUUUGAAAACUGUCUCAUUGUUGUUUCUAGAGCUUUGUGAAGAACUCUUUGAUGGAAAUAGUGCAUCUAGUAAUCUCAGUUAUGCCACAUCCUAA
Messenger RNA from Lactuca sativa (garden lettuce), 420 nucleotides. Its product is annotated as L10-interacting MYB domain-containing protein-like. The record is from RefSeq and is a predicted model, not a curated record. NCBI's taxonomy places the organism in Eukaryota, Viridiplantae, Streptophyta, Magnoliopsida, Asterales, Asteraceae.